Messenger RNA from Aureobasidium vineae, 1800 nucleotides. Lineage: Eukaryota; Fungi; Ascomycota; Dothideomycetes; Dothideales; Saccotheciaceae. The record is from the annotation of a GenBank genome assembly.
AUGUCCACACCCUUGCCCCCGGACCCAUAUGUCGCCCUGAGUCUUAGCAAAGAUGCUACGCCCGCGCAGAUCAAGACGACGUACCGCAAGCUCGUCUUGAAAUGCCAUCCGGACAAGGUCACGGACGAGUCGAAAAAGGCCGAGGCGUCUGACCAGUUCCAUCGCAUCCAACAAGCAUACGAGAUCCUCAGCGACGAAGGACGACGGUCACGCUACGAUGCCCAGAUCAAGAUGGCAGAACUGCGAAAGCAGAACAUGAGCAACAGACCCCCUGUCGAAGUCAGGACCGCUGCCUAUGAAGUGCCUACAUCUGGCCCUGGCCGAGCCACCUUUACCGCCAGAGGACCCGAAAGAGUAUAUGAAGAACGCCGACCUGAGAGAUCCGACUCGGACGACUACUUUGGCGGCGCAACACGAACCACGUCACGAAAACACGAUGAUUACGAACGACAACCUAUCAAGAAGACGGUAGUGCCCCCAAGGGAUGACAGAGAACGUGCCAGAGUGUUGGAACGCGAGAGACGCGAGAGCGAACGAGCAUCACGAACGGAUAAGAGGAGGACGCGUGAUCAAGACACGAAACGCGAAAGAGACAGGAAGUACUCGGCAUACGAUGAUGACAGCGACCCCGACUUGAGACAGGAAGCAGAAAGACGUAGGAGAGCUACCGAAGAGGCCAUCAGAGACAAGGAAAUGCGAGAAAGAGAGAGGGCCAAAUUGGAUCGAGAACGGGAGCGUAGAGAUGACGGCGGUCGCGAGAGGGACGAGUACGAACGCGAACGGGAACGAUCGUCACGUCGAGCAUACGAUGCGCAGCACUACGCGCGGCAGCAAGAAGAAACCCUGGCAUACAUCGGAAGGGAUAAACGACCAUCACUUUCACGCAGCACUUCGGCGGCCACCAAGACCGAGACAUAUGUUGACCGCUCAGGUCGGCCAUCUGCUUUCGUGCGCAGACACUCGGCGAAGCCUGCUGCAUCUCCUCAGCCACGUCGUGAACGCGACAGGAGGCCGAGCGUGCCCGACAUCAUCGAGGCCGACGAACGUCGCUCUGCCACUCGACCUACGACCUUAUAUACCUCGGCAUCCAUGAAGAUAGACGAUCGCAACGUGCCGCCCAUGCCCAUUCGCCGCUCCGAGACUAUGCCCAAUAUCUCUCCUAAGCGUGCCAAGGACUCGAAGCCCUCGACCAUGAGAGAUACCGACUUUUCUGCUGGCUACCCUACGCCCUCGGCAAGUCCAGACUACGCUCCCUCGCCCACCACCUCUUACAAAGCCUAUCACUAUCCCUCUCGUGGGGACGACGACUAUCGCCGUACUGCCGAUCGUGAUUACGAGCGUGAGCGCGAUCGUACCCGCGAACGCCGCAUCCAUCACUCUCCCGAGCCCAUGCGCGAGCCCGUUCGCUCUUCCAAGUCUUCCGCAACACCCCGCUACACUGCCGCCGCUCCACAACCUCCACCGAUUAUGACGAACCCAAGCUAUAGCAGAAGCUACACGACCGAAUCACCAACCUCGUAUACCAAUGCACGACCUUCACCCGUACGCCGCGAGACGCAGCGUGACUAUGAUACACUUCCCAAAGCCGCAGUGCCAAAGGCAAACUCGAGUGUAAAGUAUGAAUACCCCAUUGACAGCGUCCGUGACUACGAAAAGGACCGCCGUAGAGGCAGUCCGAUCGACGAGUACGGUGGCUACUCGAGUCACAGAGCUUCUACCUCUGCUACACGUCCACACUUGCGUCGCCAGCACACGAGCGACUAUACCUCCUAUGCUCCACGCACUCAACAAGUUGCUUAG